AUGUUGUUUCGCAAAUUUUGUUUUGUACCACAUUCGUUGGAAUGUGGCGGCGACGCUUGCUGUUUCAUUGCAUUGAACUCGUCACUGAUCGUUAUUGUUCGCGAAGGCUUGGCAGCCGUAUGGGGUUCAGUAUAUUUGGAUGCACAUGGUGAAGAAGACCGAAAUCUUAGAAGAGGUAAACCGCUGUUCUUAUCGGCGCGCCGUGUUGAUUGUCUCCGAAGUGAUUGGGCCGAGCAAGAAUUCGAACGAACUGGUGCCACAUGGUCAACAAUGGCUGGACUUCAGCAAAUACUGAAGGACGCUCACCUUUUCCGGUGUUACACCUUUACUAAUCGCGUGUUUUAUAACAGGAUUGGUUUUUUUGUUUAG
Messenger RNA from Cylicostephanus goldi, 369 nucleotides. NCBI's taxonomy places the organism in Eukaryota, Metazoa, Nematoda, Chromadorea, Rhabditida, Strongylidae. The record is from the annotation of a GenBank genome assembly.